Messenger RNA from Hemibagrus wyckioides, 3133 nucleotides. RefSeq names its product arginine vasopressin receptor 1Ab (gene avpr1ab). The transcript is spliced from 2 exons. Bases 1 to 1377 code for a protein of 458 amino acids. Gene Ontology annotation, biological process: positive regulation of vasoconstriction; regulation of systemic arterial blood pressure by vasopressin; G protein-coupled receptor signaling pathway. The record is from RefSeq and is a predicted model, not a curated record. Gene Ontology annotation, molecular function: vasopressin receptor activity; peptide binding. Gene Ontology annotation, cellular component: membrane. Lineage: Eukaryota; Metazoa; Chordata; Actinopteri; Siluriformes; Bagridae.
AUGAGUGACCGUAUGGCGCACGCCGGACCAGGGCUCUGUACUCCCCCGCCGGAAAUCGGACCACACGGAAACGGGACGCACAAUAACCGGACUCUGUGCCUGAACGCGUCGGAUGCGCAUGCAGCUGGAAACAGAAGCUUGGUGGCGAACAGCAGCGGCGAUCCGUUUGGUCGUAAUGAGGAAGUGGCCAAGCUGGAGAUCACGGUGUUGAGCUUGACCUUUCUGGCCGCGGUGGCGGGUAACGUGAGCGUGCUGCUGGCCGUGCGCAACGCAGCCAAGAAGAGCUCGCGUGUGCACCUGUUUAUCAAACAUCUGAGCCUCGCCGACCUGGUGGUGGCCUUCUUCCAGGUUCUGCCGCAGCUCUGCUGGGAGAUCACUUUUCGCUUCUACGGACCCGACUUCUUGUGCCGCGUGGUGAAGCACCUGCAAGUGCUCGGCAUGUUCGCCUCCACCUACAUGCUGGUGAUGCUCACGGUGGACCGCUACAUCGCCAUUUGCCACCCGUUACGGAGCUUGCAGGGUGCCACGCGCCGCGCGCGCCUCAUGAUCGCCUGCACGUGGCUGUGCAGUGUGGUGCUGAGCACCCCUCAGUACUUCAUCUUCUCUCUCAGCGAGAUUGAAAAAGGCUCUGACGUGUACGACUGUUGGGGUCACUUCAUCGAGCCGUGGGGCGUGCGCGCCUACAUCACCUGGAUCACCGUGGGCAUCUUUCUCAUCCCGGUCGCCGUGCUCGUCAUGUGCUACGGAUUUAUUUGCCGCAGCAUCUGGAAGAACGUCAAGUGCAAGACGAAGAGCAGCACGGCGCACGGCACGAACGCGCUGAUCGGCAAGGCGUCGGUGAGCAGCGUGAGCACCAUCUCCCGGGCCAAACUCCGCACCGUCAAAAUGACCUUUGUCAUCGUUCUCGCCUACAUCGUGUGCUGGGCUCCGUUCUUCAUCGUGCAGAUGUGGUCCGUGUGGGAUGAGAACUUCUCCUGGGACGAUUCAGAGAAUACUGCGGUGACCCUGUCGGCACUGCUUGCCAGUCUGAACAGCUGCUGCAACCCGUGGAUCUACAUGCUAUUCGGUGGUCACCUCCUUUACGACUUCCUGCGCUGCUUCCCAUGUUGUCGGAAGCUCAGGAACAGCAUCCGUAACGACUCGGACAGCAGCCUGAGGAGAAAUACGCUGCUUAGUAAACUACCUGCUGCCUGCACUCCCACAAAUGCCUCGGACUCAUGGAGGGACUCGCAAAAGACCAGCCAGUCUGUAAUACAAGACUGUUCCAAAGUCAACCAGGAUGGCCCUGCGGACUCAGACAAGAGUAGCCAAAGCACAGACAAUGUGAACAAACACAGUCAUACCAACCUGGCUCAAGUCCAAGAUAAAGACAGCUGAAGACUUUUUAGUGCCACUUUUGUCCACUCAUUUAAAUGUUUACAUUUGCUUGCUGCUCCUAUGUGCAAUUGUCUAAUGAUCCAGUCAUGUGGCAGCAGUGCAAUGAAUAAAAACAUGCAGACAAAAGAAGUCUUUAUUUUUGUCACAUAUACAUUACAGUACAUAGUCUCCUGGUGGUCCAGUAGAAGGAUCCCAUGCUCUUGAUGCCACAGCCCGGGUUCGAUUCCUGGGCAUGGAGCUAACCCAGCCACUCCCAGUGCUGGUCCCAAGACCAGAUAAAAUGAGAGGGUUGUGUCAAGAAGGGUAUCCGGCAUAAAAUCUGUGCCAAAUCACAGAUCACCACAGACAUGAGGACAAGAUGAUCAGCUUUGGUGACAGAGAACAGGGAGCAUCUGAAAGAACAGCAACAACAUAUGCUUUGCACAGUGAAAUUCUUUCCUCUGCAUAUCUCAGCUUUGAAAGUUAGGGUCAGAGCGCAGGGUCAGCCAUGAUACAGCACUCCUGGUGCAGAGAGGUUUAAGGGUCUUGCUCAAGGGCCCAACAGUGACAGCUUAUAGGUCAGGAGCUUUAGUUAGCAUUUAUAUCAAUCAUCAUUCUAAAAAAACUUGUGAUUUCAAUAACUGUGACUGUGUCUAUUCAGGCUUGUGCAGUUUUGGUGAGUCUAUGCCAGCUGGAUCCUCAGAUUCCUUGGCUUCUUGUAUUUCAAGAGUGAAACAUGAUGUGAUUUUCUCCUGUUGUAGCUCAUCCAUCUAAAGGAAAAAGCACGCGUUGAGCAUUUUUAAGAAGCUUUUCUUCUCACAAUGGUUGUAAAUAGCAGUGAUUUGCAUUACUUUAGCUUUUCUGUCAGCUCAAACCAAUCUAGCCAAUCUCCUCUGACCUCUCUCAAAUAACGAGUCAUUUCCGGAUCAUGUUUGGUUCUCAGACUGUAAACUCUAGAGACUGUUGUAGAUAAAUAACCCCAGUAGACCAGCAGUUACUGAAAUGCUCAAUAUCGCGUGGCACCAACAACCAUGUCACUGUCAAAGUCACUGAGAUCACAUUUUUUUUCUCCAUUCUGAGGUUUGUGACCAUUUGAACAUUAAGUGAAAAGCUCUUGACUUGGAUCUGUAUGAUUCUCUGCAAUACACUGCUACUGCACGACUGGAAGAUUGGACAACCGCACCAAUGAGCAGGGGUAGAGUUUUUCAUAAUAAAGUGUUUGUUGAGUGUAUUUUACAACAGGAAUUGCAGUACAUGGUGACAGAUACAUUGAAACAUUUGCUGAAUAAGUGAUGUAACUACCUAAAACUACCGAUGUCACUACUUUACAGGAAUGCCUGUUACACAUAUUGUAAUGCCUAGAUAAACUGCUUGAAAAAAAUGACAUGAUGAAUGUAUGUUCCAGUCUAUCCAUAUUUGUUUAUCUUUUAAUUGUUUUUAAAUUGAUUUGUUUAUUUGAAUAUUGACAUAACAGUAACUAUAAACUGCAAAAUGACUAACAAUGUCUUUUGUAUUUUUGGAAAUGAACAUGUGCAAAGCAUCUGGAUGUAAUGUAACCUCUGCUUAGGAAUGGCCAGUGCAUUUUGCCAAAUGUGGCCGAAAAACAAAUCAGAACUUUUAUUAUUAACUUUUAUUUAAGAAUUGUUGUUCACUUGUCCUUAGAUUUUGUACAAAUGUCAUGUAUGUAAAUGUUUGCACGGGUUGUUUUUAAGGUUGCCUUUCAUUAGGGAACUGUGACUAAAUGUAUUGUGACUCCAUUUAAAUUCUAUAAAUACUU